AUGAAGAUGAAUAUUAAAUAUACUGGAACAGCAGGGACACCAGGAACUCCUGGAACACCAGGGACACCAGGAACUCCGGGUUCCCCAGGCUCUGGAGGUUAUCCAGGAUCAGGCGGACAGCCAGGACAACCAGGUAGUGGAGGAUAUCCAGGUUCUCCCGGAUCUCCGGGAUCGCCAGGAACUCCUGGAACAGCAGGGACACCAGGAACUCCUGGAACACCAGGGACACCAGGAACUCCGGGUUCCCCAGGCUCUGGAGGUUAUCCAGGAUCAGGCGGACAGCCAGGACAACCAGGUAGUGGAGGAUAUCCAGGCUCUCCCGGAUCGCCAGGAACUCCUGGAACACCAGGAACUCCGGGUUACCCAGGCUCUGGAGGUUAUCCAGGAUCAGGCGGACAGCCAGGACAACCAGGUAGUGGAGGAUAUCCAGGCUCUCCCGGAUCACCAGGAACUCCUGGAACCCCGGGUUACCCAGGCUCUGGAGGCUAUCCAGGAUCAGGUGGACAGCCAGGAAAACCAGGAAGUGGGGGUUACCCCGUUGGACCCGGAUCACCGGGAACACCAGGUAAGCUAUUUGUCUAUUAUUCGACCUUUAACAAUCGGCAAUGAUCACCGCAAAGUGAAAUGUUAUGUGUCACCACAGACAUUACUUUUGCCAAGCAAAUGUAACAAGACAAAAUAAUCAAUUCUGUUGCGUGCGCGCGUGGUCGAGCAAACAGAGAAUAAACGUCCGAAACAUUUUAAUGACCCGUA
Messenger RNA from Zootermopsis nevadensis, 753 nucleotides. Lineage: Eukaryota; Metazoa; Arthropoda; Insecta; Blattodea; Termopsidae. The record is from RefSeq and is a predicted model, not a curated record.